AUGUCUCGGAAACUGUCGUCUUCUUUAUGGCAGCGAACGUUUCAAGUUCUACGGCAAGAACAGAGUCCCUCAUUAUUACUCAACAAGGAGCCUAACACAACGCUAGAUAUCGUGAUCUGCGAAGACGAUGACACCAAGAAAUUCGCCGCCAUCUUGACCUGUAACCAAGAAGGCCAAACGAAGCUUUUGCGCACAGAACUCAGCCUGUGUCCAGUUGUGGCGGUUCGUACGCUCGUGGACGGUCUUCAAAAGGACACAGCGAAGCUCUUUCUGAAGUAUGCCGUGGGGUCUCAGAUACGAGGCCAGCAAGGACACACCGAUGCGGAAACCGGCAUAUUCGAGUUGUGGGACGCGGCGCACGAAAACCGAAUCUGCGGCCCGGACGAUGAUACACAGGGUCUUCUACGCAGCUGGAGUGAUGCACCAGGCGCAGAAGGUCGGCCUCCAUCUGGGCCUCGUGGCGAUGGCUAUUACGGCCGGAAUAACAAGCGCAUGCGGCCUGUCGAGCGCCCAGAAAAGCCUGUGGUAGAGACGGAGAUCGUUGAUCUCGACUACUACGACUAG
Alternaria hordeiaustralica is the source of this 564-nucleotide messenger RNA. RefSeq lists its product as uncharacterized. The coding region runs from base 1 to 564 and encodes 187 amino acids. The transcript has 2 exons. The record is from RefSeq and is a predicted model, not a curated record. NCBI's taxonomy places the organism in Eukaryota, Fungi, Ascomycota, Dothideomycetes, Pleosporales, Pleosporaceae.